Messenger RNA from Schistocerca americana (American grasshopper), 3251 nucleotides. RefSeq names its product organic cation transporter protein. The coding region runs from base 67 to 1698 and encodes 543 amino acids. Gene Ontology annotation, cellular component: membrane. The transcript is spliced from 10 exons. Gene Ontology annotation, molecular function: transmembrane transporter activity. The record is from RefSeq and is a predicted model, not a curated record. Lineage: Eukaryota; Metazoa; Arthropoda; Insecta; Orthoptera; Acrididae. Gene Ontology annotation, biological process: transmembrane transport.
UCGUGGCUGGCUGCUCCGCGCCGUCGGCCGUCAGUUCGCCAGCAGCUCGCGGCGCAGAGCCUAGACAUGGACGUCGACAAUGACCUGGAGCAGCUCAUGGCGCACCUGGGGGAGUUUGGGCCCUACCAGAUGCGCCAGUUCGCACUACACAUAAUGGCCGCAUUCACAGCCGGCAUGCACAUGCUGUCACUGGUAACCGUCGCCGCAGUACCGGAUCACAGGUGUGCAAUUCCCGGAGUUGACGUGAAUCACAGUGUAGCUCCUUGGAACACAAGUGAGCUGACAUUCCAUAUACCGCGUGGAAAGGACGGUCUCGAUUCCUGCCGUAUAAUAGACCACUCGACGAACCAAUCAAUCAAGUGUGACUCUUGGGUGUUUGAUAAUACGUAUUACGAAUCGAGCAAAGCAAUAGAGUGGAAUUUUGUUUGUGACCGCCGAUGGAUGGGAGCUGUUGCACAAUCUGCGUACAUGUUCGGUGUUUUUACUGGCGCUGUUGUGCUGGGGAGCCUCGCUGACAAGUUUGGACGAAAGACUAUAUUUUACCUCUCAGCAGUAAUGCAGCUUCUUCUUGGUGUUGGAGUGGCAUUUAUACCUGAAUACUAUACAUUCCUAGUAAUAAGAUUCCUGUAUGGAGUUUUUGGAUCUGCAGGUUCCUACAUCACAGGAUUUGUAAUGACAAUGGAAAUAGUUGGCCCAUCAAAAAGAACCAUCUGUGGGGUAACAUUCCAAGCCAUGUUUGCUGUUGGUGUUAUGAUGGUUGCAUUUUGGGGAUAUUUUAUAAAAGACAGCACACUGCUUCAAGUUAUAUAUGGACUACACAGUACAAUUCUCAUUGCACACUGGUGGCUUAUUGAUGAAUCGCCUCGCUGGUUAUGGGCUCAAGGGCGAGUCACUGAAGCAGUGAAGAUCGUUGAUCGUGGUGCACAAGUCAAUAGCAACUCAGAAAAAGUGGAUAUAGCACACUUCGUUUCUAAAGGUGCACUGUCUGCACAGAAGCAAGAAACUGUUGCAUAUAGCCUAUUAGAUUUGUUCAAAACGCCAAAUCUCAGAAAUAAAACACUCAAUGUUUGUCUCAACUGGUUUGCUAAUAGCCUGGCAUACUAUGGUUUGUCCCUGAACACAGGGAAUCUUGCAGGAAAUCCAUAUUUAAUUUUAUUCAUUCUUGGGUUGGUAGAAAUACCCAGUUAUAUCAUGACUAUUUUGUUGAUGGACCGUACUGGAAGACGUUCGCUUAUAAGCUCACUGAUGCUGCUGGGUGGGAUAUGCUGUAUCAUAGCAUGCUACAUUCCACAAGAGACAGCAACAGGAAGUGUUUCUGCAGUUACAGUAGUUAUGCUUGGAAAGUUUUUCAUAGCAGGAUCAUUUGCUAUCAUCUACAACUAUACAGCAGAACUUUUUCCCACAGUAGUGCGCAAUACAGCAUUGGGUGUUGGCAGUAUGUGUGCACGUCUCAGUGGUGCUUUGACACCUCUAAUCACACUUCUGGACUCCUUUGAUAAAAAGCUACCUUCUGUCAUCUUUGCCACAAUUGCCAUUGCUUCAGGCUUAUUAUCACUUUUACUCCCAGAAACACUGAAUAAACCAAUGCCUCAAACUUUAGAAGAUGGUGAGAAAUUUGGGGAAGGAGACACAGCAUGUACAAGUUGUUUUGGAAGAAGCAAAGAAAAAUAUGAAGUUCCUCUGGCUAGCAUGGAAUGAAUGGUAUUUCAUUUCACAAACCUUGUUCAAAGUGUGAAUGAAAAUAAAGUACAAAUAUUUUCAGUUGAAAUACUUUCUGUCCUGAACAAAUGUGUGGAUUAUCUUUAUUAGUUAAUCAAUAGCAGUGAAUGAAAUACAAAGAAGUAUUAAACUUUUGUCUCUGAAAUUAGUGUGCCCAUAAGGGAAAAUAAUAUUAUAUGUACUGUGACCUCUUAACUUUUUGUUUUCAACUAAAUAUUUUAUAGACUAGCAAUCAUAUACACUAGAAAUUGGUCCACAGAAAGGACUGUGUGGAAGGUGAAUAUCAUAGCACAAGGCAGUUUCUUACGGGUUCAGUUUGUGUUUCUUUUCUGUUGAUAGACUGUGAAAAACAUGUAAAUAACUAUGAAAGGAAGAUUUUGUAUGUCAAUAAACCAUCUGUUGCAGCUGGUUUUAUAACAUAUUGGAAAUGUUAAGAAAACUGUCAACCACAAUACCCACAAGAAAGACACUAGAAAACAGAGGCUUAUGGGGAAACAAGAAUGGUUUAUGCAUAAUCCACAGAAUAUAUUACAUCAAAAGGUAUAAUUGUAAUCAGUUCUUAAUGUUAACUGUCAACAAAAGUUGUAAAGCAACAUAAUCAGAUCUAAUUAAGUAUGAGUCAGUGCACUAUGUUUGCUUCGUACUGGAGGCAGUUACAUCUUACAUAAAUAUGAAUCUGCUACUAAUUGCCCCAAAAUUUAAUUUCACUCUUUGAGCUACCCAUUGCUCCAAUACUGUCUACUGCCAUAUAAUCUCAGCAGUUUUAUUUUCAUCAAGGCAAGGAUUAUCUUUUGUAUCAUGAUGCAGGAAAAAGUCAUGAUGUAUACAGUCUCAUGUGCCUAGUCAGCACACUCAGAAGCACAGUGAAAGAUACCCAAUUGCAGAUGUGGCGCAUGUUAAAUAAUGUGCAACUAAUGACUUAUUUCAGUAUGUUUCAAAUUCUGCAUCUGGAAAUCCUCUUUCUUUAUUAUUAUUUUUAACUUUACUCUCAGUGGUACAGUGUGGCAUACCACAUUGUUAAAAUUGACAUAUUUAUUUUGAAUCACAGUGUAAAAUAUGUUAUACCCUGAUUGCCAUGAGCACAAAAGAACCUAAUACACAUGAUUUAUUUAAGAUCAUGUGAUUGCGAUACUGUGAAAAUGAUAUUACAUAAAUUCAAAUCAAUACUUUCCAUAAUGUAGUAAAAUAAUUAUCCUUCUGUGCGUUUAAUAUGAUCAUGAUAACUAAAAGUAUCACAGUAUUUGAAACGGCUUAGAAAUAAGUAUUGACCCUUGGUAUUACCUAUUUACUUUUACAUUUAUACAUUAAGAAUAUUGUGAUAUUUAAAAUGACUUUGAAGUAAGGAUUAAGCUUUUAGCUUUCGAUUAAGUUUCGUUUAUUAUGUAGUUCUUAUGAUCUAGUUUCUGAAAUUCAAUAAAGUAUGUGUUAUUAGUUUAUGUCUUAUAAAAGACAUGAUGUUGGCCUAAUUCUCUAGAAACCAAAGAGUGCUCUAUGCCUUAUAUGGUACCAUUCAUUAGAUAAUAUAGCUGGAA